This is a messenger RNA of Trichobilharzia regenti, 1380 nucleotides long. The record is from the annotation of a GenBank genome assembly. NCBI's taxonomy places the organism in Eukaryota, Metazoa, Platyhelminthes, Trematoda, Strigeidida, Schistosomatidae.
GAUAUUGGUUUCAAGGUCGGCGUUCAAGGUCGCUGCACACGUUGGUCGCAUUAUCGGAAUCGGUUCUUCACAAAAUCGAUUGGUAAAAAUCAAUGUUGGAUCCAAAACGUACAAUAUUCUUUAUGUGUGAUGUACAAAAAAGUCUGUUAAAUGUUGUCUUAGACUCGGAGAAUGUUACUCUACGUAUUUCUAAUCUUUUAAGUUUAGGUAAAGCACUUGGAAUCCCGCUGUUUGUGGCAGAACAGUAUUCUAAAGGUCUAGGCAAUACAGUCAACAAUUUAGAUAUUUCGCAUGCUCUAUGCGUUGUGGACAAGAAAACAUUUUCAAUGUAUCCUGGAUUAAUUGCUGAUAAAAUGAAAGAGUUUCGUGAUUAUGUUGUUGUUUUAUUUGGAUUAGAAACGCAUAUAUGUGUUCUUCAAACAGCUUUACAAUUAAUAGAAGAUAAAUACAAAGUUGUCAUUGUGGCUGAUGCCUGUAGUUCUCGAAGUGCUGUUGAUAUGCGGAUCGCUUUAAAGCGUUUAACUUCAACUGGGGCAAUGAUCACCACAACAGAAUCAUUAUUAUUUGAAAUUAUAAAAACAAAAGAUUCGGCACAAUUUGAUUUAAUUAAAGAAAUGAUUAAAAUACAUUUACCAGAUCAUCCAGCUUUGGAUAAUUUUUAAACAAAACUUUUUUGUCUUCCUUCCUGUGUUUUGAUGUGGCAUACCUUUGUUAUUAUUUAUAAAAGAAAUUUAUUUUUACUCUGUGGUUCCUUUUUCUAUGAAAAGAUUAAUAUACAUUUAUAUUCAUAUAUGUGUGUGUGUGUAUGUGUGUGGUUUUACAAUUAAUAGUUGCGGAGCUUUCAUCAUCCUUCUAGACAACAUCUUCAGCGCAGUAUUUAGCAUAAAGUGUUAUGUACUGCUGUUGAGUGAGUUAUUCGAGUUUUCCCCGUCGCCAGUUAUGUUGUGUACUCGUCGAGUAGUUAAUAGUCCUGACGCCGUGGAAAGAGGGAAAUCAGAAUCAGAAAUCAGGUUUACGAUGAUACUUGUAUUUUCCAGACAAGGAAAAUGUUAUGUACUCGUCGCCAAAUUAUUGUUAUGUACUGGUCGAGAAUUUAAUAGUCCUGACGCAAGAAAGACGGAAAUCAGAAGACCACUAGGGUUGCGAUGAUACUUCUAUUUUCCAAACACAAGGAGAAUCAAGUGACACAAGAGUGUGAGAGCAAAAAUAUAUAUGAAUAUCCAAACAAGUGAGUGAACAAAUCAAUAGACAGUCUUAACAUGAUUGGCUAAUUAUAAUGGAGUAUCGAACCAUAUAUAUAUAGCAAAAUAUAUCAGACUGUCAAAAACACAUUAUAUCUAAUAUAAGGGGAAUAUACAUUGUUAAAGGAGACAGGUUCAU